This is a messenger RNA of Fusarium coffeatum, 933 nucleotides long. RefSeq lists its product as uncharacterized. Gene Ontology annotation, biological process: regulation of mRNA processing; spliceosomal complex assembly. The transcript has 3 exons. The record is from RefSeq and is a predicted model, not a curated record. Bases 1 to 933 code for a protein of 310 amino acids. NCBI's taxonomy places the organism in Eukaryota, Fungi, Ascomycota, Sordariomycetes, Hypocreales, Nectriaceae.
AUGGGUUCUUUACCAGCAGAUAUGGAUACAUCAUCUGACCCCUCAAACUUUCGCUUUGAGUGUCCGCAGGUUGACAAUUCAGAAUAUGUCGAGGCCUACGAAACAGGAGGAUUGCACCCGGUCCAUCUCGGCGAUCGUUACGACAACGAUCGAUAUCGCAUAGUCCACAAGAUUGGUUUUGGAGAUAACUCAGUCAUAUGGCUUGCUCGAGAUUCUGUCCUCUCUAGCUGGGUAGCUCUCAAAAUCGUGAGAGCUGACCAAUCCUACAAGAUUGAGAGAGACAUGGUCGCAUACCAUCACGAAGACGGCCACGGUGGUCCAUCGGAUAUGAUUAACAUGAUUGAAAAGUACCUCGGAGAAAUACCAGAGUCUUGGUUAGAGCCGCCGCUAUAUGACGAGUACGACGGCCGACCGACGUGGAACAUGGGACACAGUUGGCAAAGGGCGACACCCGAUACUUGCUCGAGUCGCUCACUGAAGCAAUGGAUCAGCUACAUUCAGGACAAGCCGAAAGAUCUAGACGAUAAUGAAAACUCUCCAGACGUUGUAUCCUAUGAGGACGACACACACGUUCAGAGCGGCGACUGGCUAGAAAGCGACAUUGCUGCCGUCGUCAAUGUAGUAGACCCCGUCUACGGCUGGGAUCACCACAAGGAGGAGAGACCCUAUCCAGAACACCACAGCGACUGGUUUUGGAAACCAUCUGCAAUCAAGAUCAACGGCGAGCCCCUUCACAAGACGGAGGACCCGGAUGCAAUGAUGGCAUUGUUUCCAAAGAUUUCAGCCCGGGAAGUCGAUCUUCUUUAUGAUCUGGUCACCAGAACCUUCAAGUAUGAACCUGCGGAGCGUAUUAGUGCCUACGAUAUGAUUGAACUGUCACUGGGACCUUACUUUGGAUACUGGACAGGAGUAGGAUUGUCUUUUGGCGGUUAG